CCCAAAUCUCAACUCCUCGCCGCUACCUUACGAGUUCGGUUACAGGCUACUGCCUACUAGAUAUGUAUUCAGUGGCAAAUGACAACCAAUAUUCUUAGUCAUCGUUCCGUCGUGCUCGUGUCGAAUUUUUCGAUGACCAAUUGAUCGGUGUUCGUUUUAAGUGGCGAACCGGACAGGGUUGGUGACGCAUAGUUGUUGCGGACAGUUGGACAGGCUGUGUACGCCGUACAAAAGAUGGCUGUGCUGUAAACAAAAAAUAAAUAAAUAAAUGUCACGCCCCUUUAGGGAAUAAUAAAAAAAAAGACAAGAAAAAGAAAAAAUUAAAAUUCUCCUUUUUUUUUUUAUUAUUAUUAUUCAUGUAUGUAUUAUAGUAUAAGUAUCUUUUUUUUUUGCUAAUUGCACUGCGUUACGGCUUAUGUUCGGGGUAGUGUGUGUGGCACAAAUUUGACAACUGUUUCGUCUUCGACCGAACGUGUAAACUCCGACCGGUAUACCGUUGCGCCCUUUGUCUUGUGCUGACGAGACACAACAGACGUCGAACACGACGCUGAUACCAAAAAAAUGACUGAAUACAAACUGGUCGUCGUCGGUGCUGGCGGCGUCGGUAAAAGUGCCUUAACAAUACAGUUGAUACAAAACCACUUUGUGGACGAGUAUGAUCCUACAAUUGAGGAUUCUUAUCGUAAGCAAGUAGUAAUUGAUGGAGAAACGUGUCUACUUGAUAUUUUGGACACGGCGGGUCAAGAGGAAUACAGUGCUAUGCGAGAUCAAUACAUGAGAACUGGUGAAGGUUUUCUUCUUGUAUUUGCUAUAAAUAAUACAAAAUCAUUUGAAGACAUUAGUAACUACAGGGAGCAGAUAAAACGAGUAAAAGAUGCUGAAGAUGUCCCCAUGGUUUUGGUGGGUAAUAAAUGUGAUCUGCAAAGUAGAGCAAUAGAUGUAAAAGGAGCAUCUGAUUUAGCUAAACAAUACGGUGUGCCGUUCAUCGAGACAUCUGCCAAAACGAGACAAGGUGUUGACGAUGCAUUCUACACUCUGGUCAGAGAAAUUAGGAAAGACAAAGAACAAAGGCUGCGAGAGAAACGCAAAGCAAAACCCCGAAGGAAACGCAAGCAUUGUUACCUGUUCUGAAUAAAAUUGAAAAAACGGAAUUUUUUAUUUAAAUUUAAUAAUAAUUAAUAAAAAUCAUCAAAAAAUAUGAUACGAGUGUCCGUAUCAUAUUGUAAUUAAAUAUGUCAACACACUCUAGGCAAAGGCUAGUGUGUUCUCAUAAUUUAUAAUAUCGUUAUAUGUAUUGCAUGUAUUGAAUAUAUUUCUUUGGAAAACAAAACAAAAAUCAUUUUUGGAGCUCGAUCAUUAGAAAGUAAUGUUUUAAAGAACAUACCUAUUCAACAAGCUGACAUCUUGUUUUAAGAUCCGAUUUUGAUUUUGCUAUUUUUAUCAUCGUACCUAGUACUAAUAAAAUUAAAAAAAAAAAAAUACUUAGUGUUAUUCAAUUAUCUAAAAUAGUCUCCUGACCCAGUUAUUUUACACAGAAUCGUGCUUCCAGUAUUCAUAGGAGCUAUUGAUUUGUGCAUAGGCUUUACUACUAUUUAUUAUUAUUAUUAUUAUAUUAUUAUUAUUAUUUUUUUUUUUAAUUUUAGUUAAUAGGUAUUUGCAUUUGUUGUUCAACAUCAAAUAAACAAUAUUAUCGAUCAAAUUAUCUGUUGAUCAAGAAAAUGCAGGUUUAUGUACAUUAUUUUUU
Molecule: messenger RNA, 1744 nt
Organism: Adelges cooleyi (spruce gall adelgid)
Lineage: Eukaryota; Metazoa; Arthropoda; Insecta; Hemiptera; Adelgidae
Product: GTPase HRas
Exons: 8
Coding region: 562-1131 (189 amino acids)
Biological process (GO): Ras protein signal transduction
Cellular component (GO): plasma membrane
Molecular function (GO): GDP binding; GTP binding; GTPase activity
Source: RefSeq, a predicted model, not a curated record